Messenger RNA from Chinchilla lanigera (long-tailed chinchilla), 869 nucleotides. RefSeq names its product basic proline-rich protein-like. The record is from RefSeq and is a predicted model, not a curated record. Lineage: Eukaryota; Metazoa; Chordata; Mammalia; Rodentia; Chinchillidae.
CCCCCCGCCCCAGUCCGGGCGGCGAGGUGCAAAGAUGCUAGGGGACCCGGGUUCCUGCGUGCUCCAGGAGGAGGGCGCUGCGGUCCAUGAUCCGCGAGAGCAAGACUCGGAGGGGGUGGGGCUGCAGCGUGGAACCCCAGGUGCGAGUGAAGAGGAGGCCCGGGGCCCCGACGCCGGGUCCUGGGGAGACGGCGGAUGCUGGAGUCCGGGAAGGGGCUGGGUGGUGGACUCCGGGUCUGAUGAGAGGGUCGGGGCCUGGAAUCCCGGGUCCCCAAGGGAGCCGGGCCGCUGGGCCUCUCCCCCGCCAGACAUCCCUUGCCCUCGGCGCUGACCCGGGCCUGUCUGGCAGCCCAGACAGCCUCCCCUCCUCCCCGGCCCCCUCCCGCUCGCCAGGCUCACCCUUGACCCCUCCGAGCCCGCAGCCCCAUCGCUGCCCCUCCCCCUCGCUGCGGCCAGACAUUAACCCCCUCGCGGCCGGGGCGCCGCCACAGCCAGACGCCGGCCUCCACCUCCCCAGAGGUCCCGGGCGCCUCGCCCCCACUCCGGCCCUUCCACCCGGCCCCGCCACGCUCCCGCCUCUGGAGGCCAGGAGGUGUUCCCAGCCCGUGCACCGCCGGACCGGAGUCCGGGUCCCCAGCCCCCUCCUCCUGGGAGCCGGAGUCCGGGCUCCCGGCCGCACUGCACCCCCAGACCCUCCUUCGCGACCCCGCCAGCCCAGGCCCCGAGCCCUCGCCCUGGGAGCCCGGAGCCCGGCCGGCCGCAGCCCUCGGGCUGGCCCCGGUCCAGGGCAAAAAAUUCCAUCCAGCCCCGGGGAGGAGGAGCGGGGCGGAGGAAGGAGCGGGAGGGGAGGCCGGGCCAGGGGAGCAUGA